AGGUUGGGCUAACUCAGGGUGGAGAAGGGUUCAGGGGGAACCUAACAGAAGAACUGCCAAGGAGAAAGACAGGAGUGGCCUCCGCCAUGGCGGGAACAAAUGCACUUAUGACACUGGAGAACUUCAUUAAUGGGAAGUUUGUACCUUGUAACUCAUACAUUGAUUCUUAUGAUCCGUCUACGGGAGAAGUGUACUGCCGAGUGCCAAACAGUGGAAAAGAAGAGAUUGAAGCGGCGGUGGAGGCUGCCCGGGCAGCCUUUCCUGGCUGGUCUGCCCGGAGCCCCCAGGAGCGCUCGAAGGUGCUGUACCGGCUGGCCGACCUGUUGGAGCAGUCCCUGGAGGAGCUGGCCCAGGCGGAGUCCAGAGACCAAGGGAAAACCGUCGCGCUGGCGAGAGGCGUGGACAUCCCCCGGGCGGUGCAGAACUUCCGGUUCUUCGCGUCGUCGGUCCUGCACCACACGUCGGCGUGCACGCAGGCGGACCCCGCGGGCUGUGUGCACUACACCGUGCGGGCGCCCGUGGGCAUCGCUGGUCUGAUCAGCCCCUGGAACCUGCCACUCUACUUGCUGACCUGGAAGGUGGCACCAGCCAUCGCCGCUGGCAAUACCGUGAUAGCCAAACCCAGCGAGCUGACUUCGGUGACUGCGUGGAUGAUGUGCAAGCUCCUGGAGAAAGCAGGUGUUCCACCAGGUGUGGUGAAUAUUGUGUUUGGAACGGGGCCCAGGGUAGGCGAGGCCCUGGUGGCCCAUCCAGAGGUACCCCUCAUUUCCUUCACGGGGAGUCAGCCCACAGCUGAGCGGAUCAUACAUCUGAGUGCUCCUCACUGCAAGAAGCUCUCCCUGGAGCUGGGGGGCAAGAACCCUGCCAUCAUCUUUGAUGACGCCAACCUGGAGGAGUGUAUUCCGACGACUGUCAAGUCCAGCUUUGCCAACCAGGGUGAAAUCUGCCUCUGUACCAGCAGAAUCUUUGUUCAGAGGAGCAUCUAUAGGGAAUUUUUGGAGAAGUUUGUAGAAGCUACCAGAAGGUGGAAAGUUGGCAUUCCCUCCGAUCCACUGGCCAGCAUGGGAGCUCUGAUAAGUAAAGCUCAUUUGGAGAAAGUCAGAAGUUACAUCAAGAAAGCCCGUUCGGAAGGGGCCCGAAUUCUGUGUGGUGAGGGGGUGGAUACAUUGAGUCUCCCCGCCAAGAAUCAAGGAGGAUACUUUAUGCUUCCCACAGUGAUAACACACAUUAAGGAUGAAUCUUGCUGCAUGAAGGAAGAGAUAUUUGGUCCAGUGACAUGUGUUGUCCCCUUUGAUAGUGAAGAGGAAGUGAUUCAAAGAGCCAACAGCGUUAAAUAUGGGCUGGCAGCGACAGUGUGGUCAUGCAACGUGGGGCGUGUUCACAGGGUAGCUAAGAAGUUGCAGUCAGGCUUGGUCUGGACCAACUGCUGGCUCAUCAGAGAGCUGAACCUCCCUUUUGGGGGGAUGAAGAGCUCUGGGGUAGGUAGAGAAGGAGGCAAGGACUCUUAUGAAUUUUUCACUGAAGUCAAAACCAUCACCAUUAAACACUGAUCUUGGCCAGUAGAGAAGCUGUUAUGGUCAAUGCUUGGCUGAAGACUCAGUCAUCCAGUGCAGUGAGCAGAUAUACCAGCAUGAAUUCCAGCCACAACUUGGCACAGCAGGUUUUCUCUACCUUCUCCUCAGUAAUUAGUACUUUAAUUUGCUGUCAAAGAGAGGCUAUGUUCACUGUGGAUCAAAGAAGAGAAGACUUCUGGAACAGGGAGGCACAGAAAGGAAGCCAAGUAAUUGUCAGGCUCCUUGUCUGUUGUGUCUUCACUUUUUGUUUUCAUCGUUUUGACUGAAUUCUUGGAAAUUUACAGAUAAUUUUUUUCAUGUUUAAGUAUAUAUACAUAUGCACAUAUACAUAUAUAUGUAAAUGAUGAUAAACAUAACAUGGAAUUUGUCAGAGCAGACAUAUAUGGUAGCUCCCACUAAAUAUAUCUAAACAAGAACAAAGAAAAAUAAAAUAAUGACUACUUUUGGAGGGAAAUUGAAGCAAGAAGAGGAAAUAGUUUGAUCCAUUUCUACUAUGGAGUCUAAUCAAUGCCAAUUCUUCGUGUCUGUAUCUCAUGAGACAACCUAUAAAUCCUAAAAGAAUAAAUGUUAAGUUUAGGGGCUGAAUAUAGCAUAUAUCUUCUUGAAUUAU
Molecule: messenger RNA, 2184 nt
Organism: Nyctereutes procyonoides (raccoon dog)
Lineage: Eukaryota; Metazoa; Chordata; Mammalia; Carnivora; Canidae
Gene: ALDH8A1
Product: aldehyde dehydrogenase 8 family member A1
Exons: 7
Coding region: 87-1550 (487 amino acids)
Biological process (GO): retinoic acid metabolic process
Molecular function (GO): retinal dehydrogenase (NAD+) activity
Source: RefSeq, a predicted model, not a curated record